This is a messenger RNA of Polyodon spathula (Mississippi paddlefish), 4239 nucleotides long. RefSeq lists its product as uncharacterized. The transcript has 32 exons. Gene Ontology annotation, biological process: cell-matrix adhesion. Gene Ontology annotation, cellular component: cell surface. The record is from RefSeq and is a predicted model, not a curated record. NCBI's taxonomy places the organism in Eukaryota, Metazoa, Chordata, Actinopteri, Acipenseriformes, Polyodontidae. The coding region runs from base 121 to 4173 and encodes 1350 amino acids.
UGUGCAAAUGUUAACAGCACUUUAAUAAAUUCCUUCCUGGCAACUGGAGACUUCAAAUGGCGCUGCAGUUACACCAUUACCAGCUAUGCAUGUUCUUCAGUGGUCAACAUAACUGAAAGCAUGCUGGCUGAUCUGUUAAAGUGCCCAGUUAACAACAGUGUGAACUUCACAAAAGAAGCUCUGAAGCUGUUCUUUACCAGAGUAUCUGGAGUACUGGAUGGAGCUUUGCAUGCCUAUACUAACGAGACCACUACACCCAGUCUGUCUAAGGCUCUCAUCCUUGAUGUACUGGGAGAGUUAAGAGUUAACAGUUUCAGCCCUGAAAACUUAACAGACAUGGACUUCAUCAAGCAGUGGUUCCUAACGAGAUUCAAACCAUUCCUGGCAUCUGCAUCUGUGGAUUUCUUAUCAUGCUUAAGCACCAAAAACUUCAGCUGUGAGACAUAUCAGGCCGUAGUAACUGGGCUCAAUAACAUAUUUUCAGUUAUGGACAACAGAGGGCAGAAAUGGGGAUACACAUUUUUUAUAAAGCCCUUCUUAUCAAGAUAUAACGCAUCAGGAUCCUCCUGCACUUCCAAUAUCACCAGCAGUCGAGACUGGCUUCAGAAGAACUACAGACAGUUUGUUGUCUUUGCCAAGUACAGAGAUUUGGUUAAUUUGAACAGCAACUUCAGUGGGUUGGAAGCACUGGAUCUGCUUACCCCAGUACAGAUAGCAGAACUGACUCUGGACCCCAAAGUCGGUGCACUGGACAAAGUGGUGAUCAUGAAUAAAAUCAUUGAUGGACUGAAGAACCGUUCACAGGACAGAUCGCUUCAUGACUUCUUUACACAUUUUGCCCAUAUUACAAUGCAGAAUAACAUGACCGUCUUCAAGAACACUGCUGUGAGAAUGGCCAUGCUGGACCGUACCUUUGUCGCCCUGAGUCCUGCAUUCCCCACCUUCAGCAGUGCCAUGUGGAAAGACUGGUUCCAAACCAAACUAGUUCUGCUGCUGCCCAGUGUCAAUCCUGGCACUCUGAAAGCCAUACCAAACAACAUCACAUGUGACUCCUACCAAGAAAUAAUCAAAGGGCUUGAUGGUGUAUUCAGAUCUCUCUCUCCAGAACAGUCUCGGGUUGUGUUCAAUUUCAGCAAGAACUACUUGAUGCAGCAAUCCCCUACAGAUCCAGCUCCACUACGCUGCUACACAAAUAACAGCUUUCUUGCGUACAUGAACAAUACCUUCCUCAACUUCAGAAGUUUCCUUACUCUAACCAGCAUCCUUUCAGUGGCUCCAGAAACACGUGCAGCAGAGCUGGUGAACACUGUAACACCCACUGAGCUAAGUCAAUUUCUCAGUGUGCCUGAACGCAUUGACAGCCUCACCCUGCUCACUGAAGUUUUGAAAAACUAUACACAAUUACCUCUGUUCAUUGACGAUUUUAAUGGGAGGAUUUCACAGGUGAACAUGUCGAAGGCCAUCAAAUCAUCCAUCCUGAGGGCAGUUUGGACGACGGUUCUGAGCACUGAUAGUGAAGCUGAUCUGGAUAAAUGGUUUAGCACAAGACUGAUCCCAUACCUGGAAGCUUUCGACAAGAACCUCAUUACUUCCAGUGACACGCUGGCUGCCAAAUGCUUGCCAUUCAGGAAACUGGUUCAGGUUCUUGGAAACAGCAGCAGCUAUUAUACAGACUUCGACAGGAAGGAUGUGUAUGGCACAAUUAAGUCAUAUCUUUCAACAGGCACAAAGCCGAAGUGUUACAAUGCUGCAGACCCAGUUCUGAAUUCAACUGCUUGGUUUGCUAAUUACCUCGGACCAUUCAUUAUCUUCAGCAGCCAAAAUGACAUAAACAUAUUUGGUUCGACAGAACAACUUAAGAUCUUUGCGGAUAACUCUGACAAUCUGAAGCUCAUGAGCAAUGAACUCAUCCCUCAGGAUGUCCGUGCUCUCUACAGCUCAUUGGUGUUUCAUCAAAAUCCAGCAUUUAGUAUUACAGAGCUUCCUGGUGCGCUCCUUUGUUUUGCCCCAGACUCUGGGUACUCUUCUGUGAAACCAGCUGAGCUGCAAGCUUUGUCAGAGAGGUUGAUAAAAGCUUGUAACAAGACUCUGGAUUCUGCGCUUGACAAUGUAAGUUCGCUUACAUCUCUGGGAACCCUGGUCCAAGGCUUGCCUUCUAACACAAUUGCGAGUGUUAGCCCAGCUGUCGCUCUCAGCGCCGCAAAUGAUCCAGCUUUUGUUCAGAACAUCAUUAGAGGACCAGAAGUUCUUCAACAGAUAUUUAUUAACAAGAUCAUUACUGUGAACAGCGAUCCCAACGUCGUGUUGCAAAACAUUCCUGAUGAUAUGGCAGGUCUAAUUCCAUUGCCUUUAUUGACUUUCUCGGGAAACACAUUUAAUCUUGAACAAAUCGAAAAGAAAAAGUGGAAAAAGGAACAGGCUUCGUUGUUUUUUCACAAAUUAGCAUCCAGUACCACCAAUUACACUGAUCUUUCCCCAUAUAUACUGCAAGGAUUCAGCUGCAGUGCCGUGCAAAGCAUUCCAAACAACAACACUGUCAACAUUGUCAAGGCUUGUAGGGGUAAAAAGGUACCCCUAGUGGAGGACCAGCUGUCCUGCAUGGCUUAUCACGUCGCUGCAAAUGCAUCACCACAGGACUUCACCAGCUAUCCUGUAGACAUGCUACUCUAUUACCCCUACAGUCAGAUUCCGUCAGCAAACUGCCGAUCAUACUUUACGGAAAUUGGUGGUGCAAACUUUUAUGUUUUCUCCGAGACAUCAAAUAGACCAACUGCCCUCACAAACUCUGCUAAAAACUGUCUGGGUAUAACAGGCACCAGUCUCAGCAGUGCAGAUUUAAAUGUGCUGAACAAUAUGGUCUGUAUCCUGAAUGGAAGCUACAUUGAAAACUCGGACAAUCUAAUCUUGGAAAAACUCAAGAAGUGUGAACAACUCACUGCUGGACAAAUUGCAUCUGUUCAAAAAGUACUUUUCAGCGGCACUACAAAAUAUGGAAACUCUUCAACUUGGACACAGAAGACACUGGCAGACCUUGAAGAAUUGCCUUUGUUCCUAACAAGCGAGUUUUGGUCCAAGUUCAAGCAGGACGACAGAAAAAGCUUCCUCAAAGCCCAUAACAAUGUAAAAAAAAGCCUAAAAAAAGAACUUUUUACACAACUUGGUCUGGCAAGAAGAGUAAGACGUGCAGCUGCAUGCACUGCUGGAGAAAUAACAACGGCCAAGAUCAACGAAGUUACUUUCCCAAUUGAUUAUGAUGAGACGCAGUUCAGUUUGUGUUUGGCAAACAGCACUGUGAAAGACAACCUGGCACUCUUGACUGAAAAAGUUUUGGUUGAAAAUUAUCAGACUGUCCUUUUGCAAAAACUGAAAGAGGCGUACAACAACAGCAUUCCUGAGGAUCAACUUCAAUUGCUUGGUGCCACUUCACGAGUGGCCUCUGUAGCUGACAUCAAUUCAUGGACCAUCACUACAGCUGAUACUCUGUCAGCUUUGAUGAAAUCUGAGGAUGGCAGAUGGGAUGCAGAUAAGAGUGCAGCCAUCAUCACAAAAUAUUUAGCUGCUGGCAAAACCUUGGAUGCUGUAGCACUGAAAGCUAUUGGCGGUGAGAACCUGUGCUCUCUUAGUCUGAGCCAACUGAAAAACAUUACAGCACCGAACCUGAGAGAUGCAGGGGCUUUGGAUAUUUCUUCAUGCACUCCUGAGAAAAAGAAAAAACUGUACAAUACAGCUUCUGCAGCUUUGAUCAACCAGAGGAGUGAUGUGCUGACUUACUACAGCCUCAUCAAGCCCUAUCUAGGUGGUGCUCCUCUGGAGGAUGUACUAAGCAUUGCUCAACAGAACAUUAACAUGGACAUCACAACUUUCAAGAACCUUGACAAAGACCUUAUCUUGAAACUCAGCCCAGAUACAGUUAAAAAUCUUCUUGGCAAUAACCUGCGAGAUCUUGAAAGCCAGGUGAAUGACCCUGUGAUAAAGGAAUGGCUGUCACGCCAGGCACAGUCAACAUUGAACUCUCUAGGGGUGUCUGGAGUCACUGGAAUACCAGACCCUCUUCCUGUUGGUGUAAUAACAAUCCUGAAACCAGAGGCAGCAGGAGCGAACCAGCUCGUACCUCGUGUGCUACAGACGCUCUUCAUUGGCAUGCUGACAGCUGCAUUGCAAAAAGUUCUGUAACUUGACAUUGUUGAUGAAAAGUAUGCAUUUAUGAAACAAACUAUGUAAUAAAAUAUAUUCUGCCAA